Closterium sp. NIES-67 is the source of this 4158-nucleotide messenger RNA. NCBI's taxonomy places the organism in Eukaryota, Viridiplantae, Streptophyta, Zygnematophyceae, Desmidiales, Closteriaceae. The record is from the annotation of a GenBank genome assembly.
AUGUUUUUUCAACUUGCAUGUGUGGUUUGAAUGUGCAAGCAUUUGUGUGUGGUGUGUUCUGGAGUUUGGGAAUGUGUUCUGUGUUAUUUUUGUUUGAGCAGGUAUUUGUGAUAAUAGAUCUUGAGAAGAUCUUUCCGACGCAACAAGAAUCGCUUCACUCGGAGCAAGAACGCGAAAGCUAUGAAGAUUCAAAGUUCAUGAGCUUGCGUUACAAUUGCGGCGGUUACAAAGUGAAGUUGUGGGUGGUGUUCUAAAGGUUGGAUGUGUCUUCCGCUAAGGGGAAACUCUGCCGAAAUUUCGUGGACGCCGACACUUGUGAAAAUAUCGAGGGAGCUGAGUGUGGACAGCAAAGGGGAGCUGAAAUUCGUCAUUUCUCAAGAAGGAGAUGAAUGAGAGAGGAGGAGAUGCUAAUGGAAGAGGAGCUGUAGCUGAGAAGACAAGUGAGCCGCCGCCAUCAAAAGUUGAAGCUUUGGAUGGCUCCAACUAUGAGGAAUGGAGCGGGCGGAUGAGGAGUGCCUUCAAACGCUACAAGCUACUGAAGAUUGCUGUUGGGGAGGAGAAGAUGCCGGAAGAAGGCGAAGCACGUGAACGGUGGAUUGAGAAAAGCGCGGUGCUUUUUGACCUCAUCCUUCAAUCGGUCAACAAGGAGAUGUUCGAGCACAUCAAGGAUCUUGUGGAAGCGGAUGAUUCGGGUCCAAGGGCGUGGAAACUACUACGCGAUGUGAUUCAGCCCAACACUCUCCCGAUGGUGAUCGUGCUCGAGAAGGAACUUGCUGCCAUCUCCAUGCGACCAGGGGACGAUGUGAAGCCGGUCCUUGACAAGAUCAAGGACACCUAUGCAAGGAUGGCAGCAGCGGGUAGCAGUGUAUCUCAGCUGCAGCAGUGCACCAAGAUCAUCUCGGUGUUGGACAACUCUUGGGACAACCUCAUCCCCACCCUCAACUCUCAGCAAGAUCAAUGGACACCUGAGUGGCUAAGGCAGCAGAUUCUGCAGGAGGACUUCCGCAGACGCCAUGUGGGAGGCGGUGCUGCCACUAAGACUGCUGAGGGGUAUGGAGCUGCAGGGCGCGGCAGAGGAAGAGGGGGUUGGAGAGGCCGAGGCCGUGGGAGAAGCUUUGGCAGAGGUAGAGGCCGAGGUGACUAUAAUGAGGGGCAUGGGAGCUCCAGUGGCAGGGGGAGUACCAGAAUGGAGGGCACCUGCUGGUACUGCAAGAAGGUCGGGCAUCCUUGGUUCAAGUGCUUCAGCAGGCCGGAGGGAUGGUCACCUCCAGGCAUGAAGCCGCCAAGUGGUGAACGCGCACAAGGUGGCGCUGUGCAAGGCUCAGGUGCACAAGGUAACGCCUAUCCUGGGAUGUAUCUCAUGGUUGAGGAUGUGCAUGGGCAUGAGGGUGAUGUGGGAUCUGUGGGAAAGGUUGUGAUGCACCCUCUCACGCACUGGGUGAUUGAUUCGGGUUGCACCAGUCACAUGACUCCACGGGCAGAUUUGCUUAAUGAGGUAAAACCCCCUGGGAAGAUUAAGUAUGUGGCAGCAGCGUCAGGUGCUUUGCUCCCCGUGAUUGGUGUUGGGAAUGCCAAGGUUAAGGGAGCUAAUGGGGAGCUUGUGGGGCUUGGGAAUGUUCUGCUGGUUAAAGGCUUGUCUGCUAACCUUCUCUCUGUGCGGCGACUGCAGAAGAGUAAGGCCGAAGUGAUCUUUGGACCAACCAGCUGCCGUGCUAAGCUUGGGAAGAAGGUGCUGUGGAGUCUGGAAGAGGAGACCAGCUGCAUCAAGGACCUGUGGCAGCUGCCCAUCAUCCCUUGGAAUGGGAAGACUCCAACAGCAGCAACGGCAGCAGCGGCAAAGGUAACAGCAGGAGGAGAUGCAACUGCACCAACUGAUGGGGUCCUGGAAGCAGUCAAGAAAGUGCAGCAGCAGCAGACACAUGGUGAGGUGCUUGCUGGUGUGGAUGCAAGUGCGGCAUGGGCUAAGGCUUCAUCAAGGAGUGGAGAGGCCGAUUGGGAGACAUGGCAUGAGAGGCUGUGUCAUGUGAACUUCCCUAUGCUGCAGAAGUUGGUGAAGGAUGGGAGCCUGAAAGGAUUGGAGGUAAAGGGGGGAUUGAAGGAGAUUGGGAGCUGCCCUACAUGCUUGGAGACCAAGUUCUUUAAGUUCCCCUUCAACAGCACUACAGGACCAGCCAAGACCCCACUUGUACUUGUGCACAUGGAUGUGGUGGGGCCCACGAGAGCCCCUUCCCUCUCAGGCAGCCGCUAUUUCUUGACAAUUGUGGAUGACCACACUCGGGCAGUGUGGGUUUACCCUCUCAAGAGCAAGGGGGAGGUGGCAGCGGCUGUCCUUAAGGAGUGGAUGCCGAGAGCUCAGAGGGAAUGCGGACACAAGGUGAAGGUGAUCCGUAGUGACAAUGGUGGGGAGUUCAUUGGAGCUGAUUUUGAGGGGGAGUUGAAGAGGAAGGGGAUCCAGCAUCAACUGACAGUGCCCUACAACCCGCAGCAGAAUGGCGUGGCUGAGAGGUUCAACAGGACCCUGCAGGAGGGGGCACGCACUCUCCUUGGGCGUGCAGGGCUGCCUGAUCCGUUUUGGGUGUCUGCACUGAGGCAGGUCGCCCUUGUGAAGAACAGGGUGCUGGCUACAGUUGGGGAUAAGGAGUGGAUCCCAUAUGUCAAGUGGUAUGGGAGUGCUCCAGCUGUGAACAUGUUGAGGGCAUUUGGGUGCAUGGUGGUGUUUCAUGUGCCCAAGGAGAAAAGGGGGAAGUUGGAGGCUUCUGGAAGAUGGGGUGUGCACUUGGGGAUUGCAAAGGAUCACAAAGCAUGGUUGCUAUGGGACUUGACCACCCAGAAGCUGACAGUGUCAAGGGAUGUGAAGUUUCUUGAGUCCUUGUACUACAAGGAAUGGAAGCAGCAGCAACAGAAGCUUCCAUCUACACCGCUCGUUGUGGAGGUAGAUGAGGUGCAGCGGCCUUCAAGACAGGUGGAGGUUGCAGUGUCUGAGGAGGAGAUGUCUAGGGUGACUGAGGAAGGGGGAGCAGCUGAGGUGGACCAGCAGCAGCAGCAUGAGUCUCCAUCUCGAGUUCCACACCCGCCUGAGCGACCUAGGAGGGAUGUGCGCCCUCCGGUGAGGCUGACCUAUGGGGGAAGAGGCAAGCCGAAUGUGGUGCAGGCUGGGAGUGUGGUUGAGCAGAUUGAGGAAGAUGAGAUCGCUCACUGCUACUGGGCACCAAUCCCUGAGCCCAAGACUCGAGAAGAGGCCUUGAAUGGACCAAAUGGGGAGAAGUGGAAGGCGAGUGAGGAUGAGGAGUUCGGGUCCCUGAUUGAAAACGAGACAUGGGACCUGUGUGACUAGCCUCCUGGGAAGAAGGCAAUCACUUCCAAGAUGAUCUACAAGCACAAUGAAAGCGGAUGGCACCAGCAUUGGGGGUUAUGUGUGCUUGCUAGGAGGUGGUGCUGUGAGCUGGCGCAGCAAGAAGCAAAAUGAGGUGGGAUUGUCCUCAUGUGAGACUGAAUGUGGUAUGGUCGAUGAUGGUUGGCAGCCAGAGGGGGAGAUUGUUGGGUGAUGUCAUCAUAUGCUAUCACAUUCUGUCUGCCUCCCAUCCCAUGUUUUUUCAACUUGCAUGUGUGGUUUGAAUGUGCAAGCAUUUGUGUGUGGUGUGUUCUGGAGUUUGGGAAUGUGUUCUGUGUUAUUUUUGUUUGAGCAGGUAUUUGUGAUAAUAGAUCUUGAGAAGAUCUUUCCGACGCAACAAGAAUCGCUUCACUCGGAGCAAGAACGCGAAAGCUAUGAAGAUUCAAAGUUCAUGAGCUUGCGUUACAAUUGCGGCGGUUACAAAGUGAAGUUGUGGGGGACAAAGGUCAAAGUUGAGGUUCCUAUAGGGAGGGAAUCUUUGUGCUUAUGGGGUUUCCUUGGUUGGGGACUCUCUUGGGACCUUCCCUCUCAUCCCUCUCUUCUUAUCCCAACCUUUCUCUUGCUCCUUCUAAUUCCUUGUGAGAUUCUUGAACUUUGAUUGAACCUUUUGAGAUUGAGUUAAGUUCUCCUCCUACAGCUUACCCCCUAAUGCGUCGAAAGCCAUAACGUCGCGAAUACUUCAUCAAUCAACGUGAUUCAAAUUGGGAACGGUAGCUGAGAUUAAGAGCUACAACAUAUCCAAGUUUCGCGACAUUCCAACUGCUAGU